AUGGCGUCAGCCCCGAAAAUCAAAUCGCUCAGCGCCCUCGCGUCUGCCGACGCCAAAUGGAUCCAGCUGCAAAAAGCAACGUACGUGGAUGCGCAGGGCGCGGAGCGCGAAUGGGAACUUGCGAGCCGCAAAACGACGGGCGCCGCGGGCAUCGACGCGGUAGCCAUGGGCAAUAUAAUUUACCAGCCGGGCAAGCCCGCGUCGACAAUAGUGGUGCUGCAGUUCCGCCCGCCCGUCGGCCGUUUCACAGUCGAGUGGCCCGCGGGCCUGAUCGACAAGGACGAGUCGCCCCAGGAGGCUGCCGUGCGUGAACUCUACGAGGAGACCGGGUACAAGGGGACGGUGGUGUCGACGUCGCCGGCCGUCGCCGCCGAUCCCGGCAUGACGAGCGCGAAUAUGUGCUUGUGCAUGGUGGAGAUUCACUUGCACGAGGGCGACGCGGAGCCAGAGCAGCAUUUGGACGAGGGCGAGGACAUCCAGCGUGUCAUUAUCCCCGUGGCCGAGCUAUACUCGCGUCUUGGGGAGUUUGCAAAUGAGGGCUAUGUCAUUGCGGCCAAGCUGUAUCAUUGGGCGGCCGGCGCGCAGUAUGCCAUUGACCAUCCAGAACUGUUUCAAAAAGCGGGGAAGAAGACUGCGGGCAUCGUCUAG
Molecule: messenger RNA, 648 nt
Organism: Exserohilum turcica Et28A
Lineage: Eukaryota; Fungi; Ascomycota; Dothideomycetes; Pleosporales; Pleosporaceae
Exons: 1
Coding region: 1-648 (215 amino acids)
Biological process (GO): nucleoside phosphate metabolic process; ribose phosphate metabolic process
Cellular component (GO): nucleus
Molecular function (GO): ADP-ribose diphosphatase activity
Source: RefSeq, a predicted model, not a curated record